AUGGCAGAAGGCGCUUCGGGGCUACCCCGGUUGAAGCAAUGCCUGGUCAGGCGGGCAGGCCAACAGGAACAGCAUGGGGUGGCCGCCUCCACUCUCCAGGAACUGAAGAUUAAAGCCUGCAACCUGCUCGCAAUUGACUUGGAUUCCCAGCCUGUCACUUUGGUCCUGGCGGGAGAUGGCACCAUAGUAGACGACGACGAUUACUUUUUGUGUCUGCCCCAAAACACCGAAUUUGGGGUGGUAGCCAAGAAUGAGAAAUGGACCGCCAGCAGCAACACAGGUGAGGGCACAACUUGGCUAGAGGAAGAGAUCACAAACACAAAUGAAGUGGACGGCGGUGGAGAAAAAUGGCAGGUUUUGGCCAGGCAGCUGAAGAACGACUUGUCCACCAUUGUGCUGAUGUCUGAAGAAGACCUCCAG
This is a messenger RNA of Protobothrops mucrosquamatus (brown spotted pit viper), 420 nucleotides long. RefSeq names its product DNA fragmentation factor subunit alpha-like. The transcript has 3 exons. The record is from RefSeq and is a predicted model, not a curated record. The annotation marks the transcript as partial. Lineage: Eukaryota; Metazoa; Chordata; Lepidosauria; Squamata; Viperidae. Gene Ontology annotation, biological process: regulation of apoptotic process; apoptotic process.